AUGAGCUCUACAUCCAAAACUUCCCAAGCAGCCCGCCUGCAAAACGAUUUCGGGGCCGAUUACUGGGUUCGCAACAAGGAGGCACAUCGGCACGCGACUGCUGGACGAGGUCUUUUCGCCGGUCUCCAGGAUGUCAAGUCCUACAAUGUAGACCAUGGCUGGGCCCGCCGUAAGUCUGGGGAUUCGCAGACUGGCUUGAUUGGAUCUUUAUGGAAUAGAUUCACCGGUGGAUCGUACCACCCACCCUCGGCCUGA
This is a messenger RNA of Penicillium brasilianum, 255 nucleotides long. NCBI's taxonomy places the organism in Eukaryota, Fungi, Ascomycota, Eurotiomycetes, Eurotiales, Aspergillaceae. The record is from the annotation of a GenBank genome assembly.